Molecule: messenger RNA, 2395 nt
Organism: Meloidogyne enterolobii
Lineage: Eukaryota; Metazoa; Nematoda; Chromadorea; Rhabditida; Meloidogynidae
Source: the annotation of a GenBank genome assembly
UGGCAAGCAAUAUAUUAAUUUUAAAUUGUUUACGUCGGGUUCUGUUGUUGUUUUAAAAAUUAAUCCAACCGAAAGUACCAGAAAAGGAUGCAUGUUUAUUAAAGAUAUAAUUGAGAAUAAUUCUUUAAUUGAAGAAACAACCAAAUUGCUCAAUUCUUUAACUCUUUAUGAUUUCAAUUUUUUACUUUUUCGUUGUGAAUCUGAAGAAUUAUCAACUUUAUCUACUGGAUCAUACCAAAUCCCUAAUUUUGGAAAAUUACCUUAUUGUGGUUUUAUGGGUAUACGUCAAUUACUUGUAAAUAUUCAAGCAAGUCAUGAUCUUGGUCACCCAUUUUGUGAAAAUUUGAGACAGGGAACUUGGUUAAUUGAAUAUUCAAUCAACCGCCUUAAACUUUUCUCACCAACACUUGAAAAAUUUGCCAUACUCUUGGAACAUGCAUUUAAUUUACUUAAAAAUUUUCCUCAUCAUUUGCGGCCUUGUUAUUUUGAAAUGAUUUUUACUUAUUUUUAUGUGGCUAUUGAACGAGUAUUUUUGGAGAAAAUUUUUUCACAAUCUCCUACUCUUCCACGUAUUCGUAUUACUGAACUUUUAUGUAUUGCUUCAAAUGCUUUUGUUGCCCAUAUUCCAAAUGCAUUGCUACCACCAUUAGCAAAUAACAAGGAUAAUAAAUUUUCUCUUUCUGCUGGUCUUCCACAUUUUGCUGAAGGAAUUUGGCGUAAUUGGGGACGUGAUACUUUUAUUGCUUUACCUGGAAUUUUUCUUUUAACUGGACGUUUUGAAGAAGCUAAAAAUUGUAUUUUGGCAUAUGCUGGAACUCUUAGACAUGGACUCAUUCCAAAUUUAUUGGCAGAAGGAAAGGCGCCUAGAUACAAUUGUCGUGAUGCUGUUUGGUUUUGGAUUGUUGCUGUUAUUAGAUUUAUAGAAACGGCCCCCGAUGGAUCUAAAAUUCUUCAAGAACCAGUACUUCGUUUAUAUCCAACAGAUGAUUCAACAGGAGAGGAUUUAAAGAAACAACCUUUACAUUGUACAAUUUAUGAAGCUCUUUGUCGUCAUUUUGAGGGUAUCAAUUUUCGUGAAAGACAUGCUGGACAUUCAAUUGAUGAACAUAUGAAAGAUGAAGGAUUUAAUGUCCAAGCCUAUAUUUGCCCCAAAACUGGUUUAAUAUUUGGUGGAAAUCGUUGGAAUUGUGGUACUUGGAUGGAUAAAAUGGGUAGUUCAUCAAAUGGAGGAAAUAAAGGAGAACCAGCUACACCACGUGAUGGGGCUGCUGUUGAAUUACAAGGAUUGGCAUUUUGUGUAGCUAAAGCUAUGGAUAAAUAUUUAAAUGAGGGAAUAUUUCCUAACAAAGAAUUAAAAAAUGAUUCCCUUGGAACUUCAUUAUCUUGGUCUGACUGGGCCUCAAAAAUUCAAAAAUCAUUUUUGGAAUAUUUUUAUAUUCCAGAAACGUGUACAGAUAAAUUUGUGAAUCGUAAAAGAAUUAUAAAAGAUUCUUUUAAAAGUUCUCUUGAUUAUACUGAUUAUCAAUUGAGGCCUAAUUUUUGUAUUGCCCUUGAUGUGGCACCCGAUUUAAUCGACCCAUCUCUUGCUUGGAAUGCUUUAGAAUGUGCUGGCAAUGUUUUGGCAUUAAACGCGCCAUUGGGUAUUUGUACACUGGAUCCGGAAGACUGGGCGUAUAAUGGAUAUUAUAAUAAUUCUGAUGAUGGAACUAAUAAAGUGACAGCAAAAGGGUGGAAUUAUCAUCAAGGACCGGAAUGGCUUUGGGUAGCUUGUGCCUAUAUGAGUGCCAAAUUAAAAAUAGCUUCAUUACUCUACAAAAAUGGCAGAAAAUUAGAAUGGCAACAAACUUUAGAUGAAAUUCGUUGUAGAUUAUAUCGUUAUGAAAAAAUUUUGACAAAUGGAGAAUGGGCAUCCUUGCCUGAAUUAACAAAUGCUAAAGGAGAAAAAUGUGGAGAUUCGUGUCCUGCACAGGCUUGGUCGGUUGGAUAUGCUUUGGAUGUUAUUGAAACUAUGAGAAAAUGUCAGGAAGAAGUAGGGUGGUUAACUAACCCGACGUUAACGGACUUUAAUUCAGAAAAUAGAACAAAUGCCUCAACAAACGACAUUUCCUCAACAAAAAUACCACUAAACUACACAGAAAUUUACGAAAAAAUUCUAAACGAAAUUUCGGAUUAUUGUCUGUCAGACAAACAAUAUGAAGAAUUAUAUUCAAACAAAUUAAGGGCUGGACUAGUCUCUUUAUUUUUCCCUAUGCUUCUAAAUGACGCUAUUAAACAAAUUGGACUGAACGAAUUUCGGGAUUGUGUCAAGUUAAAAAAACAAAAAAUAAAUGUAAUUGGGAUUGUUAAAGAAGAAUUUGAAGAAGAAAACAGAACGGGUAAGGGGACGGACGUUUAG